AAAUAGCGGACCUUUGUUGCUGUGUUAGUCUAAUUCUAAUGAAAAUUUGUCUUGGUUCUGCCACAGAGAAUGGACUUGAAUUCUCAGUAAUGGAAAUGCUCUAAGUAAGGUGUUGAGUCUUGGGCUCAAAGGAUGCUUGUUCUGGUGAUACCAGAAGCAGGUAACACGUGUCACUCUUACUGUGAUGCCUGAGCAUAUACAUAUGCCUUUGUUCAUAACUCCCUGGGUUACUGGUCUAGAGAGUCCUGUCUCAUAAGCCCUGCUGCUGCUGUUUGCAUUUAUAUCUCACCUUUUCUUCAAGGGGCUCAGGGUGGUACCAAUGUUCCUCCAUAGUUUUCAGUACAACAACUUUGUAAGUUUAGAGUAGGUUGCAAGACGAAGGGUGAGACAAAGAGAGGACUCGCACAACUGGCUCAGGUUCAUCCAGUACCUGCAUCUCCCCAGACAUAGUCUCAAGUCUAACCACUAUACCACACUGACUUUCUACUUGGCAAAAUUCUUCUGAGGGCAAGUCAUGAACAUUGUAACUUGAAGAUCAGAACCAAUGCAGCAAUCUUGGGCCUAGUUGUGGGCCACCAAGUGCUGCAUCAAGAAUAGAAAUACCUGUAGCAACAGUGAGCACCAGCAACAUUUGGCAAGAUGGAAAAACAGGCAGUUAAUCCUGGAGAGGAAACCUGACUAGAAGGGCAAUCCAUAAGAAGCAAAGGACAUCCCAAAAGAAAUGACCACUUUAUUAUGGAAGAGUGCCCAUCCAAUUACUAGAGGCAAGUUUAUGCUGCAAAGAUCUAUGUCUCUCUAUGAUCAUAACCACGGAUUUCAGGAGGAUGCAAUAAAGAAAAAGCUCCAGCAGUUCACUGGUGGAUCUGUCAGCCUUUCAAAAGAAGAUGAUGGCAUAGGGACACUUACACUGAAUAACACAAAGUUUAUGAAUGCAUUUACAGGAACAAUGAUGAUAGAACUACAGGAACGGAUUUCUGAACUGGAAAACUGGAAGGAUGGAAAAGGGCUUAUCAUCCAUGGGGCAGGAAACACUUUUUGUUCCGGAUCUGAUCUGAAUGCAGUCAGGGCGUUGUCCAGCCCUCAGGAUGGGAUGCACAUGUGUAUGUUCAUGCAAAAUACCUUAACGAGACUCAUGAGGUUACCACUAAUUACAGUUGCAUUAGUUCAAGGGAAAGCCCUGGGAGGAGGAGCAGAACUAACUACUGCGUGUGACUUCAGGUUAAUGGUUCCAGAGAGUGAAAUUAGGUUUGUCCACAAGCAGAUGGGCUUAGUACCAGGCUGGGGGGGAGCUGCCAGGCUUGUACACCUUCUUGGCAGCAGCCUUGCCCUCAAGUUGCUGAGUGGUGCUGUGAAAGUGGACCCAGAGAUGGCCCUUUGUGUUGGCCUGGCAGAAGCCAUGUUACCCACAUCAGAUGAAGGUGACUGUCUACAAGAAGCGCGCGCUUGGCUCAAGCCAUACACAGAUGGCCCUGCUGAAGUGAUUCAAGCUGUGAAGAAAGUUGUUUCAGCAGGAAGAGAACUACAGUUAGAAGUUGCCUUGAGGACAGAAAAGAAAAUUUUUGGAACUGUUUGGGGUGGGCCUGCCAAUUUGCAGGCCUUGGCUCAGAGAACAAAACACAAAUGAAUAAUAUGUAAAAGAAGUGUUUUUUAGUAUUUCUUUUGAAAAUGAACUGCUGCUACUAGGAAUUUGUGAGAAAUUGUGUCAAACUUUAUCAACCCAGUGGGCAUUAAUUUUCUGGGACAUUUGAUUAUAACCCCCUAUAUUAUCAUAGCUAAAGUGGACAUAAAGGGACUUAAAUGAACCUUAUCCUUACAUAGACAGGAGACACAUGUGAGAAGUUGCCCUUUCAGAUAGGCAUGAAUUAUGUUGCUAUCUCCCAACUUUGGAGAUGAUCAUAAACACAUAACCUAAAAGCAAGAACUUUGAUGCAUGCUAGGAAUGAACAGAUCAAAAUUAAAUAAGAUUUUUUUUAUUGAAUUGCAUGUACCUGCUUCUCUUUGGGACUCCAAAGCUCAUGCAUUAAGCUAAGGAAACUUGAUCAGAUUUGCUCUUGAUGGUCUCCAAACUAAGCUCUUGAAGAUACUCUGUACUGUAAGUCCCACCUUCACCCUAGGUAUUUAGGCAGAUAAUUCUUGUUAAAUUUGAAGAUGCACUAUUACCUCAUGCUAGGGCUUUAAAAAUGACGUAACAACAUCAAGUGCCUUAAUCAAAUGCAUAUCCCAAGUUUUUAAGGUCUGAUCUCUUUACAGUAAGGAUGCAAUUCUAUA
Molecule: messenger RNA, 2268 nt
Organism: Varanus komodoensis (Komodo dragon)
Lineage: Eukaryota; Metazoa; Chordata; Lepidosauria; Squamata; Varanidae
Gene: ECHDC1
Product: ethylmalonyl-CoA decarboxylase 1
Exons: 6
Coding region: 722-1624 (300 amino acids)
Biological process (GO): fatty acid beta-oxidation
Cellular component (GO): cytosol
Molecular function (GO): enoyl-CoA hydratase activity
Source: RefSeq, a predicted model, not a curated record